AUGCCACCUACACUUCCGUGCUUCACUCUCGACAACAAAGUCUCGNCAUCUCAAGGUCUGGGUCAACAGAUCCUAGCAGCUUUCUGUCUUUCUGGAGGCCACGGUGCAGUCGUCGACCUCUCCCUCGACAGCGCCCAAAAAUCUAUCGAAACCAUCAACGCCGAAGUGAAAGAAAGAGGUCUCCCACCAGCAAACCUGCGUCCCUAUGAGUGCAACACAGCAGACGAAGCCGUCGUCAAGAGAACCUUCGCCCAAAUCGUAAAAGACUUCGGCAAAGUUGAUGUUCUCUGUACGAAUGCCGGAAUCACUGGUGGAGUUGCUGCCGAAGACUAUGAUUUCAAUGAUUGGAAGGGUAUGCUGGAUGUCAACGUCAAUGGCACUUUUCUGUUUGCCAAGGAGGCUGGUCAGCAUAUGAUCAAGCAGGGCAUUAAAGGUUCUAUCAUCAUGGUCUCGAGUAUGUCUGGUGUGAUUGUCAAUCGCCCCCAGAAGCAGUCUGCAUACAACACUGUAANNUCGAAAGCAGCAGUCGUCCAAAUGAUGAAGUCCUUCGCCAGCGAAUGGGGCGAGCACGGCAUCCGCGUCAACGCAAUAUCACCAGGCUAUAUCCAGACCGCCGCCAAUGAGGGUGAGGAAAUGGAGAAAUUGAGCAAGGAAUGGGUCAAAGACAUUCCCUUACACAGAAUUGCCAAACCCGAAGAGUUUAGGGGUACGGCUGUCUACAUGGCUAGCGACGCCAGUAGCUAUCUGACCGGCAGUCAGAUUGUGGUGGAUGGUGGCUAUACGGUUUGGUAG
Molecule: messenger RNA, 792 nt
Organism: Aureobasidium uvarum
Lineage: Eukaryota; Fungi; Ascomycota; Dothideomycetes; Dothideales; Saccotheciaceae
Source: the annotation of a GenBank genome assembly